AUGGACUUUAUUCAUGUCACCAAAAAAAGUUUCAGACCUGGUGUGGUCUUAGCAAGCUAUAAUGAUACUCGCAUUGACACAAAGUCGAUAGCUGGCAAUUCAUUACUUCUUCAGAAUCUGCUACAGCGAUAUUUUCUCACAAGAAGCGUGCAAUACGUUCACCAAGCAGUAUAUUAA
Messenger RNA from Plasmopara halstedii, 177 nucleotides. RefSeq lists its product as uncharacterized. The transcript has 2 exons. The coding region runs from base 1 to 177 and encodes 58 amino acids. Lineage: Eukaryota; Oomycota; Peronosporomycetes; Peronosporales; Peronosporaceae. The record is from RefSeq and is a predicted model, not a curated record.